Fimicolochytrium jonesii is the source of this 1437-nucleotide messenger RNA. RefSeq lists its product as uncharacterized. The transcript has 2 exons. Lineage: Eukaryota; Fungi; Chytridiomycota; Chytridiomycetes; Spizellomycetales; Powellomycetaceae. The record is from RefSeq and is a predicted model, not a curated record. Bases 448 to 1293 code for a protein of 281 amino acids.
GGGGGGGGGGGGGGCGGGGGGCAAGGACCAGGACAAGCCCCUCAAGGCGCAAGGGACUCCUCCGCGUCUCUCAGUCUCUCCCGCUUUCUGUCGGUCUUCUCCUUGUCCCUCCAGAAACAGCUCGCCCAACAGGUCCCCAACACCAACCAGUACGCACCCAGAAGGCGGCCGGCCAUACACAGCGAACCCUUCGCUCACCACAGCUCACCACAUAGGUAUGGUUUGGAGUCGUCAAUCACGAACGCAGCUCAGUGUGGAAGGACAGUUACGCUGACGUUUGACAUUCCUUACGCGCGCGUCGUUGCGGGGACACUUUCACUCACAAACUGCUGAUGUUCCCACGGCUUUCCACCAAUAGACCUCUGCGGAGGCAAUCCUCUCGACACUCAAACGGGCCAUAGCAUACCCCGCCUAGUCGGCUUCUCCCAGAACCAUCAGACUCCCCGCAUGUCAUUUCCAACCGUCCAAACCCCUACCGCCUUCCCAACGUUCCCCGGAACAGCAGUCCCCUCUCCACCACCUCCCUUCACUGCCACGCCCCCCUGGCCGGAUCCCGACGUCGAUGAAGCCGACAAUCCGAUGCUUGCUUGCCCUGUAUACCCCCUCGCAUUACACAAUUCCUACUUGUACGAGCGGCCGGGGUAUGCGUAUGCAAUGCCGGCAGUGAGGAAUUUGAAGAGGAAGGCUGGGGAGGGGGAAGGUGUGGAGAUGGAUAGUGGGAAUGGGUGGAAAGGGAAUGGGGUUGUAGGCAGAGAGGCGGAUUUUGGGCAGCAUCAACAUUUUAAGCGUGUGAGGGUAGAGGCGAUGGAAGGGCAGCCUGUGGUCGAGGAGAGGCUGCUAAGUCGCUCCGCCGAAGAUACAUUCGCAACCCACCCGCCGGCGGAUUUCCCACAACCGGAUAUCGCACAACAUCGCAUUCAACAACACCACAUCCCACCACAUCACGCCCCACAACAGAAUCACAUCCCAUAUCAAAACCCACUCAGCUCCAUACGCAUCUCCACCCGCUCCCCCCACCAACCCAACCCGCACUCACAAUCAACCCCAGAUGACAUAGAUCCCCACUUACAACACCCCAACCCAUACGCUGACAUGAACGCAUAUUUGUACAAUCUGCACGAGACCCGUCGGCGGGCUGAUCUGGAGGCUGGGCCAUCGUUUGGGGCUACGCAUACACACCAUCAACAGCAGUAUUCACCGCCGACUGAGAUAGGAGGGACGGGUGACACCUAUGAGGGGAUAAAUGAGAUGCUGAGGGCUUUGCAUUUUGCGAGGAGAGGGGUGGAGGGAUGACCGAUGGGAGUUGUAUAGUCGGUUGGUCAUGAAGGGCAACCAAUCCGUAUUGACGUGCUCAGCAUAUUGAAUUGUGGUAUCUGAAUCACGAAUACCAUUUGCUUAUCAUAGAUUCAUCUACGAGUACAAACACUACCCAUAAAC